Engraulis encrasicolus (European anchovy) is the source of this 3011-nucleotide messenger RNA. Its product is annotated as 7SK snRNA methylphosphate capping enzyme-like. The record is from RefSeq and is a predicted model, not a curated record. Gene Ontology annotation, biological process: snRNA modification. NCBI's taxonomy places the organism in Eukaryota, Metazoa, Chordata, Actinopteri, Clupeiformes, Engraulidae. The transcript has a single exon. Gene Ontology annotation, molecular function: snRNA binding; RNA methyltransferase activity; O-methyltransferase activity. The coding region runs from base 641 to 1858 and encodes 405 amino acids.
ACUGUUUAGGGAAAUUGUGUCGUGAAAAUUGUUUUGUGUUGUUUCACAAUGAUCUUUGAGGUGAAAAUAAAUCAAAGCUUUCUCAUAUUAAAUAAAUAUGAACACCAUAGCCUACAUUCAUUCAGGUAGAACUAAACUAACCUCCUGAAAGCGAUGGGUUUAAUGACCAAAUAUUGCCUCCUCUUUUUUUCAAAAGUUCAAGAUAUAUACCGAAAUACACAGUGCCGUGUGAAAAUGUUUUUCAGGUGUCAAUAAAGACCCACCCAUGUCAGUAUAGGCUUCAAUCCCUGUAUUGUCGUUGCUCAACCCGGAGCGGUUUGAUCCUCUCGGCUUGCCGUAGCCUUUUGUUUUCUUCCGGUUUCGCGGCAGAAAUAAAACGCAUGUGAAACGUCGGCUGGAAACUACAGUAGGGAAACUGCCAAAGUAUCCACACUGACGCCGAAUCGGAAACGUAAAUCGAUCAACAUUCAUCUACUUAGGUGUUCUGGUCUGGUUAUAAGAACUCCCUGUGCAUUGUAAUGCGCUUAUGCACGUCUCAAGAUGCUGGAGUUAGAUGAAAGCUAGCAACAUUGCUGUGGAGUCAUUUUCUGAUACCGAGAAAGCCGGACAGCGAAUCGACUAAAGAAGGGGAUUUUGAAACAUGACCGAUACAGCCACUGUUGAUGAAGUACUGUCCGGUCAGGACGUGAAUUCAGCGGAGCCUGUUGCAGCGCACAGAUUUGACAGUGAAGGCAGACACAGCGUCAAUGAUAAAGCCAUACACAACGCAUCAGCGCCUGUCAAGCCAGCAUCAGCGCCUGUCAAGACAGCAUCAGCUCAUCCCCAGAAUCGGAAACGAAAGGCAGGCAAGUCGGAAAACGGCAGUGACAAGCAGCAUCAACCAAAAAAGAAGACAUUUCAAUACGGAAACUACAACCAAUAUUAUGGUUACCGAAAUGUAGGUAUUCAAGAUGAUUCACGCUUGAAGUUUUUUAAACGCGAGUGGUUUCAAGGCAAAACCGUGUUGGACAUAGGCUGCAACGCAGGUCAUGUAACGUUGUUCAUUGCAAAGCACUGGAGGCCUGCUAGAAUAGUGGGCAUGGACAUUGACGCUGGCUUGAUCUACACUGCCAGGCAAAAUGUGAAACACUACCUCUCAAAUAUGUCAACCCAAGAGGAAAAUUGUGACCACGACAACACUGCACCAAGCCAGUCUGUGGAAGAUGCUGGACAAGAGAAUGGCUUGAGAAAAAAUGAUGGUGAAGGUGGAGAUAGUACAGUUGAGAUGAGCAUCCCAAACCUAGUUAGUGGAGCAGAGAUGCAUGAGAACCCCUUGGAUGUACCACCUGAAGUUCAUGACGAGACGCAUUCCACAGUCCCCCACACAUCAGAAGGCCCUGUGUCUGCACCAUUGUCCCCCAUCACACCCCCCAAUCCUCCCGGAAACUUCCCUGAAAACAUCUGCUUUGUCAGAGCAAACUACGUCUUGGACAACGACCAGCUCCUGGUCACCCAGAGAGAGGAGUACGACGUGAUCAUGUGCCUGAGUGUCACCAAGUGGAUCCACCUGAACUGGGGCGAUGUGGGGCUCAAGCGGUUCUUUCGCCGCGUCUACAAGCAUCUUCUGCCCGGUGGGAUGUUUGUUCUCGAGCCCCAGCCCUGGAACUCCUACGGCAGGAGAAAGAAACUGACGGACACAAUUUCAAAGCAUUACAAAAGCAUCCAGCUGAUGCCAGAGAGGUUUGCCUCGUACCUGACCUCUGAGGUGGGGUUCAGCAGCUGUGAACUCAUUGGAACGCCCAGGAACUCCUCCCAAGGCUUUGAGAGACCCAUCUAUGUUUUGCGCAAAGGACACACGCCUCCAAAAGAAGUGGCAUGAGAUUUGUGAAAUGUGUAGUCAAACUGAAUGAAAGAAGUUACAUGGUUUCCCAUCUAUACCAAUGCCUGUUAUUUAGUAGUUAUUUCUGUUUGUGGCAUUGUGAUGGACAUUUACAAACAUGUGGCCCUGGCCCUCAACACCCUCAACGGCAAGAGUGAGCUGAAAUGACAUAAUAAUAUUGCUCAAUAGUGCUCAAAGGCUUUUUUCUUCUGUGAGUUAACUGUGCCUGUUUUACACUGAAUGGUUAGAUUUUCACAUGUGAGGAAGAGGGUCAAGAAUGUGAGCAGUAUGUUUUAUAAUACAGAUUGUAUCAGUUCAAUAAAAUAAAUAAAAUGAGAAUGGAAGGAUUUGACUUUUUCCAGUUGUGUUCUCUAACCACAAUAUUUUAAAGCUUUUAAUGUUUUUGAGACAGGUGUUACUGUUUUUUUUAUUAUUCAAGUGUUCAAAUGAGGGAAAUGUAUGCCAAUAUGACAAACCCAUUACUAAUCCAUCACUCAACACAUAUUGUGCUCAAUGCAACAUUUUGACACUAUCAAGAGUUCAGGACAUAUCACUGAAAGAUAUUAGGCAUAAUGAAUGAAAUCAGGUAGACGACAAACAUGUUGCUACUGGAAUAGUAAAAUGCUUGGUUUACUCAGACACCGGUAUUUCUUGCUUUCUGCCCUGCACUUUAGUAUGCAAUUCCUCACAACCAGAUGUGUGCAAAGUACAAGUGGAAGUGCUCCUACUAAUGUAAUUUCAACACAAGUACAUGAUCUUACAUACUGUAAUAUAUAUAUACUUAUACACCAGUUGUACCCAUUGAUUGUAUAUAGAACAAAUAUCUAAUAUAGAGUCAAUCAAUAGUUGUACACAAUGAGGUAGAUACACUGUAAGAGUACUACUUUUACUUCACAUCAGUAGCAAGGAAGUCAAAUGUAUAUCCUUAAAAUUUUCAUUCGACUUGUUAAUUCUGAACAGAUUACAUGAGCAAUUGAGACAAUCGAGUUUGUCUGAAUACAAAUAUUUGCUAUUCCUGUUGCUUCCUGCCCUGCUUACAUGCAAUAGGCCUAUUUUACAUCAUUGAAAUCAGUGGGAGUUCAUAUCCAUCGAAACAGAUCCUUGUGUAAAAGAAAUGUCAUCAUUCUGACCUGAUGACCGAGAUUGAGAUCAA